Molecule: messenger RNA, 1547 nt
Organism: Aspergillus saccharolyticus JOP 1030-1
Lineage: Eukaryota; Fungi; Ascomycota; Eurotiomycetes; Eurotiales; Aspergillaceae
Exons: 4
Coding region: 81-1547 (488 amino acids)
Source: RefSeq, a predicted model, not a curated record
CUGAUUUAUCAGUCUUUCUCAGGACUGAGCAUCUCUUUGGAAGUUGACAAGAACAAUUAACUCAAUUGAUAUUAAAUAAAAUGGCCGAAACUACUUCAAGACCAGUAUAUCUUGAGUCGCAAGCCCAAUACUUGGGUCUCAAGUGGUACACAGUUCUGGCAAAACGACUUUCAGGGCCACAAGCAGUCCCGCCGUAUCUCGAUUAUACUUUGAUAUCCGACUGUUCGCAUAAUCUUCUUGAGAGUGAUAAUCCAUCAGACUUUGUUGCAGGGCUCAUAAUUAGAAUCUGCCUAUCAACUAAUUCGAACCUAAGUGAAGUCCAUGUUGGUAGGGAUAGUGUAACAUUGGCAAGAUUGCACUACGCUAUCCGGGGACAAGGAGCUUUAGAAGCUGAAGCUCAAAUCAUUGCGAUCUUUUCAUAUCUUCUCUCCGUGACUGUUGAGGAGCCGCCGUCCUCUAUGCCGGAUGAUCUAUUGCGAUUAGCAAACUCAUGCCUGCGUGAGAUCAAGCUACCUUCGAUAUCCGGCUCAUCUAGCUUCUUGAAAACUUACGCAAGUUGGAGGUGCAUCGGCGAAAGACAUGAAAUGGCAUAUGGACAGCUUCUUCCACCGUGUGUGUCAACAUCCUUUUUUAUCAUGGACAUAUCUUUCCUCAUAUUGAGGAUCGAUUCUUCCAGCGGAAGGGAUAGCAUGGAAUUAAUGCACGUAUUAUAUUCCACAUCUGCUUGCUUGAAACUUCUCACCACAGAAUGGCUUUGGAAGGUAGGAUAUGUUGCAUGGGGCAUUCACGCCCUCUACGGGCUUCUGUAUCACAUGGAUCAACAGAUAUGUUCGCCUCUGCGACACCAGCAUAUAGAUGUCUUUUGGACUUCAUUCCAGUGGUUCUCUGUCAGCUUGCAGCAAUUGGCUUUGGAUGCUUGUGGUUCUAUCGAUUCAUAUCUAUCAGAGGACAACCAUGAAGGCAACAUACCUCUCGAAACAGCAAGACUUGUAUACUCGCGCCUAUAUGUCUUGAAAGUCAAUGUAUCCCGUUUUUGCGACGAUAAUUCUGAAGGAUUAUCAAACAAGAAUACAACUGUGUCAAUGCCCGCAACCGAUGUCAACUAUAUUGAAGACAAUUAUAGCUGUAUCGAUGGUCCCAUGACCCCUCGGCAGCAAUGCAAAUCUUCUGUGGCUGGACUUAACGAAAGAAGUAUCCAAUCUAACUCGAGUUCAGCGGAACAAGAGUCAGAAUUCCUACAAAAGAGCUGUACCUUCUUCACCCGUGAGGAAUACCGCUAUAUGAUAUCUCACUGGAUGACUUGGAUUUAUCAACAGAGUGAGAGGGUUCCCCUAAGGAGGAAACCUGACUUUUGGCCAGAUAAUGUGCCAUAUAAACGAUCAAGUAAACUAAGCAAAGAUGAGGCAAAGAGAACUUGGGAGCAUCUACUUCGCUCCCAGCCUCUAGAAGGACUUCGAUCCAUCUUGGAUAGUACCUCGCGCGAUAUCCCAACUGAACUGGUCGAAAAAUUGACUGAUUUCCUUGGUGCAGAGAGGUUGAAAGACUGA